AUGAGCAGAAGGUGGAUACAGAACCCAAAUAGAUGCGCAGACGAAUACUUGGAUGGAAUCGAGAAUUUUAUUGAGUUUGCACGUAGACACAACAAGGGUGCAACUAGAAUCUGUUGUCCUUGUAAGAUGUGUAACAACACGUUGUGGGAGACAAUUGAAAAUGUUGGAUUACAUUUAGUAAGGAAUGGAAUGAUUGAGACAUAUAGCAUUUGGAACCUUCACGGGGAACAAUUAGACCAUGCUUCGUCUUCAAAUGCCACAAGAGUGGACAAUGUUGAACCUAUUGUGGAUCAUAAUGAUCAAGUUAUGGAUAUUAUACAGGAUGUUUUUCCAUUUGCAUCGACCAACAUCAAUCAGGACGGGGAAGAUGACGUGCCUACACCAAUAGACAGUGCAGAGUUUGAACAAUAUGAAAAACCAUUAAAAAAUGCCAACCAAGAGUUAUACCCGGGGUGCGAGAGCUUUUCCGUUCUCACGGCCAUUGUGGAGCUAAUGCACGGGAAAAUAAAGUAUCGUAUGUCGAACUUGUGUUUUGAUUACUUUUUGGGGGUUUUCAAGAGAAUGCUUCCGACAGACAAUUGUUGUCCGAAAGAUCAUAAACACUCGCAGAAGGUGUUGAAUAGUCCUGGAUUGGGUUAUGAAAAAAUUCACGCUUGCAAAAACAAUUGCAUGUUAUUCUACAAAGAGCAUGAAACGUUGGAUACAUGCCCUAUAUGCAAUGAGUCGAGGUUCAAAAUAACAUCUCAGAAUAGAACGACUAAGAUCUCACAAAAAGUCAUGCGUUAUCUGCCCCUGAAACCUAGGUUGCAGCGAUUGUAUAUGUCGACGCAUACUGCCUAUAAUAUGAGAUGGCAUAAUGAAAAACGGGUAGACGAUGAUGUGAUGCGGCAUCCUGCAUAUUGGGAGGCAUGGAAAGAGUUCGGUCGAACGUUCCCCGAGUUUGUUGAUGAUCCCCAAAAUGUUAGAUUGGGACUUGCCAUUGAUGGAUUCAAUCUGUAUGGGGUUUUAAACCAACACCACAGCACUUGGCCGAUUUUCAUAUUCCCAUAUAAUUUGCCGCCUUGGAAAUGCAUGAAAAAAGAAUACAUGAUGAUGACUGUUUUGAUAACUGAGGAUCCUAGCAGCUCAAUCGAUGUUUACGUAAGGCUGCUGGUUGAUGAGCUGAAGGAUUUAUGGACAAACGAUGUUCGCACGUACGAUAAAUCAACUGGGAAGAUAUUCACUUUGCGGGCAGUAGUUAUGUGGACUGUGAAUGAUUUUCUAGCAUACGCAAUGGUUUCUAGGUGGAGCAUAAAGGGUUAUAUGGCAUGUCCUGUAUGCAAGGAAGAUGUAACUUCUGGUUGGAUUUUGCUCCGUUCGGGAAAACAGUUAGUCAAACUAGACCUGCUACACAUAUGA
This is a messenger RNA of Prunus armeniaca (apricot), 1398 nucleotides long. The record is from the annotation of a GenBank genome assembly. NCBI's taxonomy places the organism in Eukaryota, Viridiplantae, Streptophyta, Magnoliopsida, Rosales, Rosaceae.